Molecule: messenger RNA, 7737 nt
Organism: Gavialis gangeticus (Gharial)
Lineage: Eukaryota; Metazoa; Chordata; Crocodylia; Gavialidae
Gene: SLC35D1
Product: solute carrier family 35 member D1
Exons: 23
Coding region: 582-3473 (963 amino acids)
Cellular component (GO): Golgi apparatus
Molecular function (GO): GDP-fucose transmembrane transporter activity; antiporter activity
Source: RefSeq, a predicted model, not a curated record
UUCUCCUGGCUGGGUGUAGUUUUGUACAUACCCUGGGAGGACCCCCUGGUUCAACAAAUUGUGCUUGGGAACAGGAAGCCAGGACAGGAACCAACACACAGGACAAAAAACAAAGCUAGUAGGCAGGGGAAGCUAUUGCUGAGCAACCCUGUAACAAAAGGCAGAAAAACUACUGGGUCCUGCCACAGGGGAAAGAAGUAGAGAAGCCAGGAGACUGAGUCCCAUCCACCCCCACCACAAACUGUCCAAACCUAGGAAAGGCCGAGCUGCUUUGCAGAGGGAUUAGGAGGCUGUGUCAGGCCUCUUGGAGGGAGACGACAAGGAUUCUCUGCGCCAUUUGCUGCUACAAGCUGGACUGCUAUGUGUUUGAAUGCAGCAGAGACACAAGGCCUGAUUUCCAGAGAUCUUGACCAUCUACAGGUCCUAAGGGAUGUCUUGAUUCAGUCCCUGCUUGGACUGCACCUUGUGUUGAAGCACCUGAUCUGGCUUUGAACUAGCUUCCUCAGAUACAGGGAGCAGGGAACUGUGUACGCAGCAUAGCUGCAAAACACCCAAGAAACUGGGAAUUUACCUAAAGAAAAAUGACACAGAGACUCUUUGCAAAACUAGAUGCUCUGGAGCAAUCUUCACGUGAGAGCUUGGCCAAGUAUGCCAGAAUUGAAUGUCGAGGGCUUGGGAAAUUACAGUUAAAGCCAUAUGUGUCAACUCCAUUGACAUUUGAAUUUAAGGAGGAUUAUGAAUUACCCAGUGCUAGAAGAUCAGUUGUUUCUGGUCCCAAACCUUCCCCGCAGCUUGCAGAAGAUGAACAGAUCUUCACUCAUCUGAAAACAAGGUCUGAAUCGCCCAGACUGAUGAUUAGGAAGAACCAUAGUGGCAAAUCGGCUAUCCGGCCAUUUAGUGCUCCAGACAAUCUGCAAGCCAAAGCCUGCUAUCAGCAAGAUGACCUACACACUUUAAAGGAAGGUUUUAUUACUUUAAAGCUAAGCCAAAAAGUAAAACCUGUUAGUUUUAGAGCAAAAGUUCACAGAAGACCAAAAUGGAAGACAGAGGUUGAAAGGGUUCAGAAGUUGGAAGUCCUCUGUCAGCAAGAAAAUCAAGCCCAUUUAGCAUCUGCCCUUGAUCACAAAGACACUUCUCACUGGUGCUCUUCUAGGAGUGCCACUAGUCAGAAUGAGGAGACACUUGUACCAGCUACAACAGGAGACGAGUUAGGACAAUACAGCACUUAUGGUGAAUCUGGCAAAACUGUUGCUCAACAGCUAGAAAGAGACAAUAAAGUCUGUGUCUGUGUCAAUGGGCUUUUGUCAUCAGAUGAUCAGAAGGCAGGAAAAGAAGCUCUUCUGAAGGAAAGUGCUUUUAAUCAAGGAAGUGUGAAGAGUAACUUAGAGUCAAAAAAAUGUAAUUCAGAAGAAAAGAAAAACCUAAUUUCCUUGAGCAUUGAGGAUGAAAUGGAAAAGCCUGGUGCCAAAAUAAUCCAUGCUGGAUCAUCAAAGGCAAAAUUUCCCAGUCCAGUGAAAGCAAGUGAAACAUACCCCAUAACUUAUUCUGAAGAGAGAUAUAUGCAAAAGUUUAUUUUGAAUAGGUGGCCAUGUGUAUGUAGAGGUAAAGUCUCGUAUGACUUAGAAAACAAAAAUAGCGAAGUAUGUAUCAACUUCAACCCAGUGUUACAGAACAACUAUGAUUACACCCUUGCCUUAAAUGGAGAAAAAGAAGAAGGUCUUCAAAAUGUAGCUGUAAAGAAAAAUAAAAAGCUAAACAGAACAUCGUCUGCAAAAAAGAAAGUCAGUGUUCAUAUUUUAUCUUCAGAUGGAAAAACCAAAAUAUUAGUAGAUUCACAGAAAGAAAAAACUUUUGUGGAGAAAAUAGUUCAGAGCUUUCUUUAUGCUGAAGCACCAGUCAGUAAAUUCACAUCAAAAGAGAGGAACAUUUCAACAACAAAGGCUGAAUAUGGAAAAACCAAAAUAUUAGUAGAUUCACAGAAAGAAAAAACUUUUGUGGAGAAAAUAGUUCAGAGCUUUCUUUAUGCUGAAGCACCAGUCAGUAAAUUCACAUCAAAAGAGAGGAACAUUUCAACAACAAAGGCUGAAUGUGAUGGAAAUGACCUUCUUGUGCAUGGAGUGAAUCCAAAAUUAGCAGUAUUCUAUGAAAGUUUUCCUACACAAGAGAUUCCAGUAGCAGUCUCUAAAUUGUGCUGGUUUUAUGGAAAGCCACUAAGUACCAUUUCACACACUCAGAAGAAAGGUAGGUUAGCCCGGUCAUCACAACUGAGCUAUAUAUCCAUAGCAAAACCCAUUGAAAUACUUCCAUGUGCAGAUGUCACAUCUCAGUCAGCUCACAACAUCUCAAUGCAAUGUGAUGGUUUGGAAAACAAACAUGUUAUUCAGUCCAGCUCUUAUUUUAUGGAAGAACCUCUGCCAAGUCAGAACAAAGAAGGAAUCUUAGGAGAAUGUUCCCAGCCAGCAUCAUCCUUCAAGGAAGAAACACCAGCUGAUACAAAGCUAAAUAAGCAGCAGCAUUGCUUGGAAGCUGAUAUCCUGUACAAGAACUUGUAUAACCAAAAGAGAUUUGCCAUUGCAAUGAAUUAUGAUAUAGUGACGUUAAAGUGCAGGUUCCCCUCGUCGCUGUGUGUUGGGCUAGGCCAGAUGCUGGCCACCGUGCUCGUGCUGGGGCUGGGCAAGGCGCUCAGGGUGCUCAAGUUCCCGGACUUGGACAGGAACAUACCUCGGAAGACGUUUCCACUACCUCUUCUAUAUUUUGGGAACCAAAUCACAGGACUGUUCAGCACAAAGAAACUGAACUUGCCAAUGUUUACAGUUUUGAGAAGGUUUUCUAUUUUGUUUACAAUGUUUGCUGAAGGAAUUUUACUCAAAAAGAAAUUUUCUUGGGGCAUUCAGAUGACAGUAUUUGCAAUGAUAAUUGGUGCGUUUGUAGCUGCUAGUUCUGACUUGGCAUUUGAUCUGGAAGGAUAUAUUUUUAUCCUGGUCAAUGAUGUCUUAACAGCUGCAAAUGGAGCGUAUGUAAAACAGAAGCUGGAUUCAAAGGAGCUGGGAAAAUAUGGUCUGCUUUAUUACAAUGCACUGUUCAUGAUUCUUCCCACUUUGGCCAUUGCCUAUUUCACAGGAGAUGCGCAAAAGGCAAUGGAAUACAAAGGCUGGGCAGAUACACUCUUCCUUAUACAGUUUACACUGUCGUGUGUAAUGGGGUUUAUUUUGAUGUACUCCACUGUUCUUUGCACUCAGUAUAAUUCUGCUCUCACAACUACAAUCGUUGGCUGUAUUAAGAACAUAUUAAUAACAUAUAUUGGGAUGUUUUUUGGAGGAGACUAUAUUUUUACAUGGACAAACUUCAUUGGGUUAAAUAUCAGUAUUGCUGGAAGCUUGGUGUAUUCCUACAUCACUUUUACAGAAGAACAGCUAAAUAAGCAGUCUGAAGCUAGCAUCAAGAUGGACAUUAAAGGAAAAAGCUCAGUAUAACCAGGGAAUUACUUAUAAAAUAACCCUUGGCUUUGAUUCAGUGAUGAUUACUGGUGGUAGUAAAAAUUUGUCAAUGUAGGUCUCUUUGCAAAUGCAAAGUACCAACAUUAUUCCAUGACAAUCUAAAGACUGCAGCCUUUUACAAAUCUAUUUAAAAGAUUUAUAAUUGAUUGUACAUUAAAUACACAUCAGAUUAAUUUAGGCUAUGAGGAAAACAUGUUUUUAAUUAUUCUGAAACCUGGUAGUAAAGCAGUGCAUCAAUGAUGACGUAGGAGUUCUGACUUCAGAAGGUUGUGUGAAAAGUACUCUGGACAUUAUUGAGUAUAGUAUUGUCUUGUGGGAAGACUUGUCCUACUCAUUCAGUUACAGUUUAGUUUGCAUCUGUAUUGUGAUGCAACUAAGCAGAUCAGCAGGCAAUCUUAAACAGUGUUGAAUAAGCUCUGUGCAGGGACACCAGUAAAAACGACUCUGUCCCCUUUACGCAGUGUAAAAGGGACAGUGAUAUAAAGCAGCUUGCAAAGUCCUAUGUUGAGUCAGAGGGGGACUCAUCAGUGCAGGCAUUGGGAAGGACAGCCACAAAGCUUUCUUUUUAGGAGCCCCUCAAACACAGAGGUACAACAGGCAGGAGUUGGUAUGAACUGCCCCCAAAGAAUUAUUCUUUGAAAUUUAGUCUGCCUAACUUCUUUGGAGGGGAGGAGCGUGUCCAUUCCUUGAAGCAGCUCAGAUCAGGAGGCUUUAAAGACUGUGUAAAGCUUUCAUAGCCUUUCCUCUUGGUCACAGAUUCUGGUGCUGUAUUCACCUCAGUCUUAGACAAGAACAGAGUAAUCAUUUAGCUUUAUAAGCUUUCACUAACCAUAAACCCUCUGUAGUCCCUGCAAAAGUCAUGAAAAGACUAUUCACGUGUUGGAGAGCUUGGUCGUCUUGUCGAUGUUAAGCUUUCCAAAGUUGGGGGAAUUUCGUGAGCUAGAAGUGCAGAGGGACUGAAAUAUAACUUUUCCUUUGGUAGAGAAAAGAAUGACUUGCAUAUUAAAGGCUGGAGCCUGCUGAUCUUUUAAUAAAGGAAGCCGUUCUGCAAUACAUGCCAAUGUUUAGGUUUUGACCAUUCAACCAUGUUUUGACCAUUAGUUUGUGGGGAUUUUGUAAUAGAUGCUUUAAUUUUAAAUUUUUUGAAGCCUCUCUUCACCCUGCUCAGAUUCGAUGCUGGCCUCAAACAUGUUAGUGCUUGCAAAAUUGAGGUAGGGUAAGCAAUCUCGAGGAGAGAUUCAACAGUACUAGAGAUGCAGCACUUUCAGAUUUAUUUACCUUGGUGAACUGGCAAGGGCCUCCCUGAAAAUCAGUUUGAGUCAACUACUUGACCUUUCAGUCUUAGUCUGAGCAGCACGGCAGGUUGCUGCUCAGCAGGGUAAGCUAGCCCACACGGAGCUAGCUCUGUGCUGCUGUGGCUAGAUAACUCGUGGUACCUGAGGUAGCUUGUAAGAAGGUGGAUCAGGUGUCUAGACCACACUGGGCUGCAGUGUAAAUCUAGUCCUAGAAUUAUUUUGAGGUUGGUGCUGCAGUGGGAUCAUUUAAUUAAAGAAGCGGCCCAUCCUUUAGGCAUGUGAAUCACAAAAGCGGUUCCCACUAGCACCUGAAAUAAACCUGCUGGUAUCCCUGAGAUUUUGCAGAUCAGGCUGAGCUUUUACUUUAAAAAAUCAUGUGAAAGUCUGUCUAAGCCUUCUUUCUAAAAGUAACGUUUUUGAGUGCUCUCUCAUCCCGAUACAAAGACAAAUAAGUUAACUUUCUAGUUCAGCAUAUUGAACAGUUAAAGCACUUAACACUUUAUGCAUGUUAAAAGUUAGUGAAAGGUCUGUAAAGUGUUGCCUAGAGUGAAUAUUUAACUCAUUACCUCUGUUCUUCUAGGCAAUGUCUGUUUUUUUUCCAUAAAAAAGGACAUUUAAUAUGUACUGAUAUAGUUCUAAUGUUGUAGCCCUGUGCAGAUUUUAUUCUGUAUCUGGCUUAUUGUUGAGUGCAGUUUUCCAAAAGUUAAGUACUGACUUUUAUUUUUGCAGUAUUAUUUUCUAAAUCUCUCCCUGUGAAUAUCUUCGGUGAAAUUUAUAUACUACUUCCCUUUCCCUUUAUUUUUACUUCUAUCCUUCAUUUUUUUAGAAGAGACUUUCAUAGGCACUUUUUUCUGGUUGCCUCUGAAAGGAUAUUUGGUAGAAAACCCAACUGCGGUUGUAAGAAAUGCUGCACCUGUCAGAAUAUUUCAUAUGUAACCUCUCAGAUGUAAGAAUUCCUGUAGAUUUUUGUGCAAAAACAUUUAAUCAACAUAUGGCUAAAACCAUACAGUGUUUAUCUACUGUGUUUCCUUGGCAGCCUGCAUUGUUGGCUAGUCCUCCAUUUCAGACUCUUUAAACAGCCUGCUUACGUGGGUAUUUUUAAAUGAGCUAAACAUAUGCUGUUUAUAUAUUAAAGGAAGUGGAAGUCUGCAUUCAGUGCAAAUGAUACCCUGACUUGUCAAAGGCUUCCUGAAAUCAUGCAGUUAGUUCCUACUGUACUGUGAUGGCAUGACCUUAUGAGUCUCCUAAAGAAGAGCCAGUCCUGGGGAUGGAAGAGUUCAGUGAAGCUGCUUGUAAUUUUUUUUUUAAAUCCCUCAGUCGGGGAGGUGGAAGAGGAGGAAUUAAUUAUGGGGGGGAAAGUAAAUAAUCCUUAAGUCUGUGAUGAGUAUUCUUUUAAAUAAGAUAAACUUAGGAAGAAGCUAGAACAAAAGGAUUUACCAGAUGCAUAGUUUUCCCUUUUAUUGUGUACUAAGAAAAUCCAAUGUAAAAACUGCAAAACUUUAACUUGAACUACAUUUGGUUUUGAACUAUGUAACCUAAUUUUCCCCUCAUUGCACCUAGGUGUUAAUUUGAGAGAUCUGGGAUUUUGGGUAGAUUUAUUGCAGCUCUUGUAUCAAAGUUGGAGAAAGCUAAUAUUUCAGAACAAGGGUGUGAACUGUACACAGUAGGCAAAAGACUGCAUGACACUUUCUCUUUGUCUGCUUUGUCAGUAGUCUUGCUUAUAGGCAGCUGUUGGAUCAUGCACGUAACUUUAAAUUGUUUGCCUUUUCCACAUGCUGAUUUUAAAUUCAGCAAAUGAAAUUUCUCCUGUUAAAUUUUUGCUUUUCUUUGUGAGGGAGAAAAACCAAGAAACUGGUCAUUGUAAAUGGGUCGUCAUGGAAGUGUUUUUAACUUACACUGAAAACUUAUUCCAAGAUUAAUACUUUUGAUUUAGUUGAUCAUGCAAAUCAAAGUACUUGUUCUAAACCCCCUUUUUUUUUAAUUUAGCAAGAUCAUGGCACAAAACCUCUCUCUAGACCCUUUAUGCCAGGUUAAAGAUCAGAGCUGUGUAAAUGAAUCUUAAAAGUCCCUCUUCCAGUUGUGGUAGUUUUUAUUCCCCUAGUGCAGGCACCAAGGAAGAGAGCCAUGAGUUUGCCUUUAGAUAUCCUCUUGCAAGUCUUGGCUUGGGGGUAGGUGUUAAAGUAGGACUACAGCACUUCCCCUUUAUGGCAAUUUCAUGAGUUGAAAUGGUCUGCAGAGACUUGGGGGGGGCAGGGGUACAACUGGGACAAAGCCCCAGAGCUUUCCAAAUUAUACCAGAAGCUCGUGGCCAGGAAAAGGGAAGAUGCAGAGAAGGCUUAAAGUUGCCAUUGCAUCUCUUCCUUCUGUGCUUUACCUUAGAGGAGCAGCACCGAAUUUUGUUUCAAGUGAUUUAUUUAGAUUAACUUAAUGUGGUGUUUGACCAAAUCAUGGAAGUCUUUAGCCAAGCCGUCUAAUUCUUACCAGUAGCUUAAACUAGAAUAUUUUCAUAUAGCUUUUAUUUUUGCUUAUCAUCAUGCUGGUCUGAAGCAUUUCGGUCAGGUGUUCGUUACUGAGAGAACUUCUACCUUUUUUUUUUUUAAUCUACUGGUUAGAUUUAUUGUCCUGUAAAAUAUUUUUAAAGCUUACAUUGUUUGUAAACGUGCACAUUUUUAGUGCCAAGAUCCGGAUGAUAUUGUAUACACUGGGAAGCUGAACAAAAUUCAUACAAUAGAAUAUUUUCUAUACUAUUAAUCUUACUCUAAAUAUGUUUUUCUAUAUAGAGUCUAUUUACAAAAAGACCGUUUAGUGUUCAAAGGAUGCUCUUGAUUCGAAUGUACUGCAGGCUUUAUAUAUAUAUAUAUUACUUCAUGAAUGAUAGCAGAAGGACUCUUAUGUGCCUAUGUAUUUUUGUACUGGCUUUAAAUAAAUACUGUUUUUCCCUGAAA